AUGACGCCUGCAGCUUCUCAUAACCGAGUGGUGCGACAAAACCCCGGAGAACGAAACUACCACAUCUUCUACGCUCUGCUGGCGGGAGCUAACAAAGAGCAUAAGAGCCUCUACUUCCUGGAGGACCCUCCUGAAUCUUUCCACUACCUCAGCCAAUCAGGAUGUCUGAAGGACAAGAGCCUCAACGACAAAGAGCUGUACAACAGUGUGAUGGAGGCGCUGAAGGUGUUGGAGUUCUCCGAGGAGGAGAUCAGAGACAUGUUCAAGCUGCUGUCAGGAGUUCUGCAGCUCGGAAACAUCGAGUUCAUGACGGCAGGAGGAGCUCAGAUCACCACCAAGCAAGUGAUCACUAACGCCAGCGAGCUGCUCGGCCUGGACGCCUUCCAGCUGUCUGAAGUCCUGACUCAGCGCUCCAUAAUCCUCCGAGGAGAAGAGAUCUGCUCCCCGCUCACUAUAGAGCAGGCCGUGGACUCCCGGGACUCUGUUGCCAUGGCGUUAUAUUCUCAGUGUUUCUCCUGGAUCAUCCUCAAGAUCAAUCAGAAGAUCAAAGGGAAGGAAAACUUUAAAUCCAUCGGCAUCCUCGACAUCUUCGGCUUCGAGAACUUUGAGGUGAACCGGUUUGAACAGUUUAACAUCAACUACGCCAACGAGAAACUUCAGGAGUACUUCAACAAGCACAUCUUCUCUCUGGAGCAGCUGGAAUACAACAGGGAAGGGGUCCAGUGGGACGCCAUCGACUGGAUGGACAACGCAGAGUGUCUCGACCUGAUAGAGAAGAAACUGGGCUUGUUGGCGCUCGUCAAUGAAGAGAGUCGAUUCCCCAAAGGAACAGACUUCACUCUGCUGGAGAAGCUGCACAGCCGACACUCUACUAACCCGUACUACGUCAAGCCAAGACUUGCUGAUCAUCAGUUCGGUAUCAAACAUUAUGCCGGAGAGGUCCUGUAUGAUGUUCGAGGGAUCCUGGAGAAGAACAGAGACACCUUCAGAGACGACAUCCUCAACAUGCUCAAAGACAGCAGGCUGGACUUCAUCUACGACUUGUUUGAGAAGGUCGGCAGCAGGAACAACGAGGAGAAGAUGGGAACGGCCAGACGUAAACCGACUGUCAGCUCCCAGUUCAGGGACUCGCUCCACGCUCUCAUGGCCACUCUGAGUGUUUCCAACCCGUUCUUCAUCCGCUGCAUUAAGCCAAACAUGGAAAAGAAUCCCAGUGUGUUCAGCCCGGAGGUGGUCCUGAACCAGCUCAGGUAUUCUGGGAUGUUGGAGACGGUGAAGAUCCGUCGGGCCGGGUUCCCCGUCCGCAGAACCUUCAAAGACUUCUUCUCUCGGUAUAAAAUCAUCUAUAAAGAGAAAUUAUCAGCAGCAGCAGCAGGAGACGAUAAGAAGAGAAGCACCGACCUUCUCACCAAAUACGACAAGACCAAGAAAGAGUGGCAGCUGGGCAAGACCAAGGUGUUUAUGAAGGAGUCUCUGGAGCAGCGUUUAGAGAAAGACAGAGAUGAAGUCCGACGCCAGGCUGCCAUGAUAAUCAGAGCCCAUCUCCUCACCUUCUCUGCCAAGAAACACUUCAAGUGUGUCCGAGCCAGCGUGGUCACGCUGCAGAAACACCUGAGGAGACACAUCCAGCGCAGGCAGUUUGUGAAGAAACGUAAAGCGGCGCUGGUGCUGCAGAGACACCGGAGAGGUCAGGUGGCUCGGACCAGGGUUAGAAAACUCAAAGAGGAGAAGAAGAAGAAGAAGGAGGAGGAGCAGAAGAAGAAAGAGGAGGAGGAGAAGAAGACAUCGGGCGAAGGGGAGAAGAAGGAGGCGGCUGAAGGAGCAGAGAAAGAGGACGAGGCUUCUGACGAGGCCCGGCAGAUGGAGGAGAUCCUGCAGCUGGAGCGAGAGAUCGAGCGUCUGCAGAAGAAGAGGGAGGACGAGGUGUCCCAGCUCUGCGAGUCCUCCAAGCAGGAGCUGCAGCUGCGUCGGGACGCCGAGCUCAAACGGAUGAAGAAGGAGGCGUCCCGCAAGGCCACGGAGCUCAUCGACCUCCUCAACUUCGGAGGAGUCGACCCGUCGCUGGGAGCCGCCGCGGCCAAACCUGCCGAGGAGGCGAAACCUCCCAAAGCUGCAAACGCCACCAGAGGAGCGUCCAAAGAGGAGGAGGUGGACGAGGGCUUCCACGCCGAGGAGGAGUGCAUCCCUCUGCCUGACUUCCCUCCUCCUGCUGAGACGGACGCUCCUAUCGACACAUCGGACAUAUUCGCCCACCUCCCUCCUCCACCUCCUGCUUUUGCAGAGGGGACAGUUCCUCCCGCGCCUCCUCCUCCACCUCCUCUACCCACAGACGGCGCCGCACCCGCUGCAGGAAUCCCUCCACCUCCUCCUCCUCUACCUCCACCUGGAGACGGCUCCCCUGUCCCUCCUCCUCCUCCUCCUUCUGCACCUCCUCCUCCACCUCCUCCUCCCCCAGGAGACGGGGAGGAGAAGAAGCGGGACCCCGAGAGGAAGGUGAGCAUGGUGGAGAGCCUGGUGGACGGGGAGGAGCCCAUCUACAGCAUGCCGGCCGACACCGAGUCCGACUACGACCAGGAGGAGGAGGAGGGCUCCGUCACCGCGGGCGACGACAGCUCCGUCUCCGGGAGCAACCGGGGGAGCGCCGCCGUGACGGACGACGAGCACCCGAGGAAGUCGACGUGCACCAACGCCAGCAUGGAGUCCUACCGCGGCAGCUCCGACUCCUAUGCAGACAGUGAUGAUGAACAUGACGGUAUGAUGGACACUGAUGAAGAAGUGACUAAUGGCAGAGUGACCCUGCUCAAUGGAAACGGACCUCCAUAUUUCCACGGCUACCUCUACAUGAAGGCCGGUCUGAUGAUCCCCUGGAGGAGGCGCUGGUGUGUUCUGAAGGAUGAGACCUUCAUGUGGUUCCGCUCCAAGCAGGAGUCUCUGAAGUCGGGCUGGCUCUACAAGAAGGGAGGAGGCCUGUCCACUCUCUCCCGCAGGAACUGGAAGAUGCGCUGGUUCGUGCUGAGAGACAGCAAGCUGAUGUACUACGAGAACGACAGCGAGGAGAAGCUGAAGGGAACCAUCGACAUCAGAGCCGCCAAGGAGAUAGUGAAUAAUCACGAGAAGGAGAACGCUCUGAACCUCGUGACAGAUGAGAGGACAUAUCAGGUGUUUGCUGAGUCACCAGAGGACGCCAGCGGCUGGUUCAACGUGCUCAGUAAAGUGCGUGUUUGUACUCCGGAGCAGCUGCUGGAGAUGUCUCAUGAACAGGCCAACCCGAAGAACGCUGUGGGAACUCUGGACGUGGGGCUGAUCGACUCUGUCUGUGCUUCAGAUAACCCUGAUCGGCCGAACUCCUUCGUCAUCAUCACGGCCAACAGAGUGAUCCACUGCAACAGCGACACGCCGGAGGAGAUGCACCACUGGAUCAGUCUGCUGCAGAAACCGAAGGGAGACGCCAGGAUCGACGGGCAGGAGUUCCUCGUCAGGGGCUGGCUCCAGAAGGAGAUGAAGACGAAUGCGAAGAGCACCUCCCUGAAGCUGAAGAAGCGCUGGUUCGUCCUGACCCACAACUCCCUGGAUUACUACAAGAGCUCAGAGAGAAACUCCUCCAAGAUGGGAACUCUGGUGCUGAACUCGCUCUGCUCCGUCAUCCAGCCGGAUGAACGGGUGCACAGGGAGACGGGUUACUGGAACAUCAUCGUGUACGGCAGGAAACACUCGUACCGCCUCUACACCAAGAUGCUGAACGAGGCCAUGAGGUGGACAGCAGCCAUACAGGGAGUCAUAGACAGCAAGACCCCCAUAGAAACCCCCACCAUGCAGCUCAUCAGAGACAUCAAGGAGAACAGUGUGAACCCAGACAUCGUGGAGCAGAUGUACCGGAGGAACCCCAUCCUCAGAUACACUCAGCAUCCUCUACACUCUCCUCUGCUGCCGCUGCCCUACGGAGAGGUCACCAGCCUACAAAGGCAGCAGGGCUACGCCAGCCUGCAGGACGAGGCGGUGAGAGUUUUCAACUCUCUGCAGGAGAUGGAGACGCUGGCGGACACGGUGCCCAUCAUCCAGGGCAUCCUGCAGACCUGCCAGGACCUGCGUCCUCUCAGGGACGAGGUAUAUUGUCAGGUGAUCAAGCAGACCAAUCACGUGCCUCAGCCUAACAGCCCAGCCAAUCGAGCUCACUGGCACCUGCUCACCUGCAUGAGCUGCACCUUCCUCCCCAGCCGAGUCAUCCUCAGAUACCUCCGCUUCCACCUCAAGAGGGUACGAGAGCGUUAUCCCGGCACGGAGAUCGAGCGUUACGCCAGUUUCAUCGGGGAAUCCCUGAAGAAGACCAAGACUCGUGAGUUCGUUCCCUCUCAGGAGGAGAUCGCCGCCCUGCUGGUCAGACAGGAGAUGAGCACCACCGUCUACUGCCACGGAGGAGGAUCCUGCAAGAUCUCCAUCAACUCACACACCACAGCUGGAGAGGUUGUGGAGAAGCUGAUCCGAGGUUUGGCCAUGGAGGAGAGCAAGAACCUGUUCUCUCUGUUCGAACACAACGCCUUCACAGACCGAGCUCUGGAGAGCAGAGUCAUCGUGGCCGACGUGCUCGCCAAGUUUGAGAGGUUGGCGGGCAGUGAGGAGGAGGAGGAGGAAGGAGAAUGGAAACUGUACUUCAAGCUCUACUGCUUCCUGGAUGUAGAGAGCAUGCCCAAAGAAGGAGUGGAGUUUGCUUUUAUGUUUGAGCAGGCUCACGAGUCUUUGAUAAGCGGUCACUUCCCGGCGUCGGAGGAGACUUUGCAGCACCUGGCCGCUUUACGUCUCCAGUAUCUCCACGGCGACGGGGCGGGUCGGGCCGGUUGGAGCCUGGGAACCGUUUAUCCCAUCGGACGCCUCCGCAACCGCAUCCUCCACUCCACCAAGCCGGGCGUGGGGGCGGCAGGAGGAGCCGGAGGAGCCGGAGCAGGAGCAGGAGACGGGAAGGGGAUAGCAGGAGGACAGGGAGGCGUCGGGGUCGGCGUGGAGAAACGGAAGACUCCGAGCUUCCUGGACGGCACGCUGAGGAGAAGCUUCAAGACCGGGUCGCUGAAGAAGCAGAAGGUGGAGGAGGAGCAGAUGUUGGAGAUGUGGGUGAAGGAGGAGACGUCGGCCACGCGGACCAGCGUCCUGGAGAAGUGGACCCGGCUGCAGGGCAUGCCUCAGCACCAGGCCAUGCUGAAGUACAUGAGCAUCAUCAAGGAGUGGCCGGGAUACGGAUCCACUCUGUUUGAUGUGGAGUGUAAAGAAGGAGGUUUCCCUCAUGACCUGUGGCUGAGUGUGAGUGCUGACAACGUGUCGGUGUAUAAACGAGGAGAACCGAAGCCUCUGGAGACCUUCCAGUACGUUCACAUCACCUUCUUUGGAGCCUCACAGCCCUGCACCUACAAGAUCAUCGUGGAUGAGAGGGAGAUGUUCUUUGAGACGCCACUGGUGGGUGAGAUCACUAAGAUCAUGAGAGCCUACAUCAACAUGGUGGUGAAGAAGCGUUGCAGCGUGAUGUCAGUGACCAGUGUAACCAGUUCCUGGGCCAGGUGAUCGCCACAACAACCAGUCAGAGCCCCUCGGUUCUCCCAGUGGCACCAGGAGCCUGGGCCCCCCCUCUGCCCCUGCAUCCAUCCACUGGUUGGUUGGUUGGUUGGUUUUUAUGGAGGCAGUCGCACCAACCAGCUGUUCCUCCAGGCUGAACCAGAGCGCUGGACCAUCCACACGGGGAAACAGCCAGACAGGAAGUGGACUCAGGAGCCAAACGCACACUCUACUGGCCCGGGUCUCACUUGGGAUAUAAGGGGGAUUACAUUUAAUUUGUGCAUGACAAAGAAAAACAACCUGUAUUUUGGGACGGCCCUUUCAAAUCCAUACAUAACCUGCCAGUCGUAGUCCUGCAUGUAGAUGUUCAAGCACACUCCAAACUCCUCUCUGCUUCCUUUUUCCGGACAAACCUCAAGUAAUAACAAGCACAACAAAGCCGCCCAGCCCCGGUCUAACCCAGGUGGCACCCCCGAUAACCCCUAACCCCCCCUCCAGUGCACUGCCAGACAGAAGAAAGCCACACGUCCUCCGUUAAAUCUUUCUUUCUCAAAACCUCCGAUUUCAAAAAGUCUCUCUCUUUCUCUUCACGUGUCCUCACUCCUGUUGCAUCUUCGUUUGCUAUUAUGGGUAUUAAGUUUUUAUUACGCUAAACUCUUGCUUGCUUUUUCUUUCUCUGUCGUUCUCUCUCGUCUCUGUCGUUUAUAGAACCUGGUCUCACAGGAAUCCGUGAAAUAGCCACGGAUUCGCUUAACUUAAAAUCCGUGGAAUAGCCA
This is a messenger RNA of Centropristis striata (black sea bass), 6314 nucleotides long. It is a transcript of the gene myo10l1, whose product is annotated as myosin X, like 1. Gene Ontology annotation, molecular function: ATP binding; cytoskeletal motor activity; protein binding. NCBI's taxonomy places the organism in Eukaryota, Metazoa, Chordata, Actinopteri, Perciformes, Serranidae. The transcript has 37 exons. Gene Ontology annotation, biological process: signal transduction. The record is from RefSeq and is a predicted model, not a curated record. Gene Ontology annotation, cellular component: myosin complex; cytoskeleton. Bases 1 to 5547 code for a protein of 1848 amino acids.